AUGGAUAAUAGUAAAGUAAUUACAUUGGCAGCUACUGCUGGUGCUACAGCACUGGCUGCAGGAAUGUUGGUAUCAUACGUACGCAAUAGAUACACACCUGGCGAACACUCUUCAGUGUUUAGAUUCGAUGAGAAGUCAUCCGGUGGUGACUUGGUCGCAAAAGUGUUGGUCAACCACGGAGUCAAGUUCAUCUUCACAUUGAUUGGUGGUCAUAUCUCACCAAUCUUGAUCAGCUGUGACAAGGAGGGCAUCCGUGUGAUUGAUGUCCGACACGAGGUCACCGCUGUCUUUGCCGCCGACGCCGUGUCUCGUAUCUCUGGCGUGCCAGGCGUUGCGGCCGUCACAGCUGGUCCCGGUCUGACCAACACCAUCACCGCUGUCAAGAAUGCUCAGAUGGCACAGAGUCCACUCAUACUGUUUGGAGGUGCCACUAGUGACCUGCUCAAGGGCAAGGGUUCACUCCAGGACAUUGACCAGUUCGCACUGCUGGCGCCACACUGCAAGUGGAUGUACCACAUUAGCCGAGUUGAGGAGAUCGUCCCAACACUCGAGAAGGCUUUCGUCAUUGCACAGUCUGGCACGCCAGGUCCCGUCUUUAUCGAGUUCCCCAUCGACACACUGUACCCACAGCCAAUCACCACCGGCUGGUACCUAAAGUCCAAGUCGGACAACACGACUCUGGCCAACAAGAUUAUCAACGCCUACAUGACCUACCAUCUCAACAAGAUAUUCAACUGUCUGGACACUGACAUUGUCUUGCACAAGCCCGCCUUUGUUCCACUGGCCCUCCCAUCCAGCUCAGCCAUCAAGAAGACCGUCAAGUUGCUGCGUGCUGCCAAGUCACCAGUGCUCAUUCUUGGCGCCCAAGCAAUGUUGCUCGGUGCCAACGGUAGCAUCACACCAACACAACUCCAAGAGGCAGUACAGGGACUGAACGUACCCGUCUUCACAUCAAACAUGGCUCGUGGACUUAUGGGUGCUGCCCACCCCAACCUAUUCCGUCACUGCAGGCGUGAGGCCCUCUACAAGGCCGAUCUGGUCAUCCUGGCUGGUGCGGUCUGCGACUUCCGUCUAGGCUAUGGCAAGUCGAUCUCUGCCAAGGCCACAGUGGUCGCAGUCAACAGGGACAAGAGCGAUCUGUACAAAAACCGCUCACCAACCUACGGCUACUUGGCCGACCCCGCCACAUUCCUCGUGGAGCUGGCCGAGGAGAUGGCCCCCUACAAGCAACAAUGGAGACAAUGGUGCGAUGAUCUCUCCAAGAAGGACAUUGCAAGAGCCCAAGAGAUCAACAAGAAGGCUGAGCCAUCACCAGACGACAAGCCAGGCUUCCUCAACCCUCUCACCGUGCUGGAGCACUUUGAUCAGUUCUUGCCACAAAACACAGUAAUGGUUGCUGAUGGCGGUGACUUUGUGGGAUCGGCAGCGUACAUUGUGCGUCCUCGUGGACCAUUGUGCUGGUUGGAUCCAGGUGCAUUUGGAACACUUGGCUGUGGUGCUGGCUUUGCCCUCGGUGCCAAGCUCUGUCGUCCAGACUAUGAUGUCUGGAUCAUCUUUGGUGAUGGUGCCUGUGGAUACAGUAUUCCAGAGUAUGACACAUUCGUUCGUCACAAGAUUGCCAUUGGUGCCCUAGUUGGUAAUGAUGCCUGUUGGAUGCAAAUCAUGCGUGAACAAGUUGAUUCACUUCACAGUGAGGUUGCAUGUAAUCUUGCAUAUACAAACUAUGAUCAGGUGGUCAAGGCAUUUGGAGGUGAUGGACACAAGGUUACUACGAUGCCAGAGCUCCAGGAGGCAUUGGUAGCAGCCAAGGAAACAAUGGACAAGGAGAAACUACCAGUCCUAAUCAACUGUAUCAUUGGAAGGACUGACUUUAGAAAGGGUGCCAUCUCUGUCUAG
Acytostelium subglobosum LB1 is the source of this 1896-nucleotide messenger RNA. RefSeq lists its product as hypothetical. The record is from RefSeq and is a predicted model, not a curated record. The transcript has 2 exons. NCBI's taxonomy places the organism in Eukaryota, Evosea, Eumycetozoa, Acytosteliales, Acytosteliaceae. Gene Ontology annotation, biological process: L-valine biosynthetic process. Gene Ontology annotation, molecular function: acetolactate synthase activity; thiamine pyrophosphate binding; flavin adenine dinucleotide binding. The coding region runs from base 1 to 1896 and encodes 631 amino acids. Gene Ontology annotation, cellular component: acetolactate synthase complex.